CUUUAUUUUCUUGAGGUUGUGUUUAUUUUACUACGGUAGUUUAUCACAUCUUCACAUCCAAAGAAUGAGAGGGAAUCUUUCCCCGAACGAAGAUAUUUCAGGGUAUUAUUCAAUGAUGCCUGUCUCGGACUUCCAUGCAAAGCCUUCCUGUACGAUGGAGCCCGCGGUCAGUAUGUGUGGAGCGGGAGGAGCUGUCACCGCCAGACCGCUGAUGGGGAACAGCUCUUCGUGGCAGCACUCGGGAGAUGGAGGAUGCGCGCAGGACGGAGCUGAGGAGUUAAACGAGAAAACUGUGCUUGCCCCACCAGUGUUCGUCUUUCAGAAGUCUUUCACCCUAUCCAUGAAGAGGAGAGCAGAGAGAUGGGAGGAGGGAUCAGUUGUGGGAAUCAGUCCAAACAAACGAGUCCGAUCCUUCACAUACCCUAAUCCUAACAGCAGAAUGAGGAAAGGCUCCUGUGACGGCAGUAGACGAGUGCGAACAAAUUCCCACUCUUUUCCCCCAUCACCUCCAGUCUCAAGAUCAAAUGUCUUCAUGCCUUCAAAUCUGUGCAACCGGGCCAACAUUUCCCCAAACAGAGUGACACCUCUGAACAGGGUCAGAAGGUCAUUACUUCAGCCUGCACGUCUCCUCGCCCCUCAACCCUGGAACAUCUCCUCACAGCCACACCUAUCUGAGGUAUUCUACAACUCUCUUCGCCCCCUCACACAGAGUGAAACGAGAAAACUCUCUCAGGUGAGUCAUGAUCCUUCAAAUGACGUCUCCAGCAUCUCAACUGGCCGCUCCUCCACUGUUGGUGUAUUACAUCAAAAGAAACCCCAUCAAGUUCACAGAUCGAAGGCAGACGGUACCACCUCAGACAGGGUCCAGUUUGUGUUUGGGGAAAACAUGAGCGAAAGAGUCUUGAGACCACAGAAAUCCCCUAGCAGUGAAGAUUCUGAUUGCAGCUCUGAUUCUGAGUCUUCCACCUCUGAGUCAAGUCAUAAAGGUGCUGUGUGGAGCAGUCUGAGGGAGUCUGCUGCAGCUUACACAGCGUCCUGUGGGAGGCAGCAUGUGCUCAGGCUCAGGCGGGUUCAGCUGUUCACUGGGGAGGAGAAGGAAAGCAAUGUGGUCCAGCUGACCUGCAGACUGUUUGUCCUGGAAAAAGGAACUCCAUCAUGGACUGAGCGAGGGAGAGGAGUCCUGCGACUCAAUGAUCUAGCAUCAGGGACCAAAAGAGGGCUUCAGUCCAGGAUAGUAUAUCUCUCACACCUUCGCCCUUUGAUCAAAACAGUGAUGAGGCACCAGGGCAGUCUCAAGGUUAUCCUCAACACCAAGCUCUGGCCACACACACACCUACGUCGCCCGGCCCGCCGGAAUCUCCAAGUGACGGCCACUGACGUGGAGACUCAGGCCGUCCGGGUGUUCCUCAUUCAGGCCAGCGCCAGGGACGUGGCUCGCCUCUACGUGGCCAUCCACCAUCGGCUGGUAGCCCUACGGGCCAGUGCUGCUGGGAGGGAGGCAGAGGCUGCAGGGGGCAGGACCAGGGAGGGGCACUGCAACAGUGAGAAUGAAGAGGAGGAGGAAGAGGAGAGACAACAGAAAGAAAGAGAAGAAAGGCUGCUAUUGACACGAUUGCGACCUGUGGUUUGUGAUUGGAUACACAGUAAACCUAGUUUGGAUUCUUGGUGACAUGACAUCAUAUCCUGACCUGGACCAUCUGAACAGAACUUUGGCUAUAAUGGAACAGUGGGACAAAACAUCAAGAGACAGCUUGCAAGUACUUACUAUCUAUUGAGCUACCAUGACUGCCUUCUUUCAACAACAACAAAAAUAUAUGAUUAUUCUAUUGCCGUACUUACUUUUGUACUUCACGUUAUUGUGGCAAGUGUGCAAGGGGAGUGUAAACCGCCACAUUAUGACAGAGGGAAUCUAGAUGUAAUGACUGAUUAAAAAAUAUGUAUUUAUUUUUGUUAUUUUAUUAUGCAUUUAGAAUGAAUCCAACUGUUCAUGCUAGUGCUAUUUGUGGCUGAAGCACCCACAUUAAACUUAUUUUAAACAUAUUUAGAAUAUUCCCAAAAGGUUUUGUUCUUCUGUAUUUCUUUUAUAAGCAUUAUGUUUUAUAUGUUGUAAGUGUUUUAAAAACAGCUUAUGAUCAACAUAAUGAUUUUGAAACUAUUUUUGUAGGUCUUUCACUACAAACAGAAUAUAAUAUGUAUCUACCUAUUUCAACUGUGAAACAAACAAAAUAUCUUUAUUGUUAGCUGUUUCAUUUAUACAGUACAUUACUGACAUAAACAAGGUUGUGGUACACUCACCUUUUCUACACAGUACUAAAUGCAUGCCUCUGCCUACCUCUGUAAUUGCUACAAAUGUGAGAAAACAUUUCAAUGUUUUUAAUGGAUUUUAAGUUCUAUUACCUAGUGUAUUGUCAAACGCAAUUUACUGAAAAGGGUAAUCCUGCAUAAAAGCAAACAUGACUAGCAUCUAGUUCAUAUUCUGGUAUGUAUAUAUUAUAUUAAUCUGCUUCUGGUAAUAUCACCAUGUUAUGUUAGCAGUUAUGUCAUCGUGAUUGAUAAAAAAUUAUUUUCUGAUACAA
This is a messenger RNA of Salmo salar (Atlantic salmon), 2576 nucleotides long. Its product is annotated as ran-binding protein 3-like. The record is from RefSeq and is a predicted model, not a curated record. Gene Ontology annotation, biological process: protein export from nucleus. NCBI's taxonomy places the organism in Eukaryota, Metazoa, Chordata, Actinopteri, Salmoniformes, Salmonidae.